AUGGCCGUAUUUGGAAUACUUACUAUAUUAAAUGUUGGAAAAAUGCGUCGACAAAUAGUUCCUAAUCAAGGUGUGGCUACUAUCAAAAUGCGGAAAAAAGAUGUUCAGUUAAUGAUAAUGUUACUUUGUCAAGUUGGUCUUAUCCUUAUAUUUACAAGUCCAUUCGGCAUUCAGAAAUUAUAUGACACAUUUACAUUGAAUAAUGUUAAAACUAGUUUAAAAAUUGCUGAAGAUAACUUUGCAACACAACUUAUACGGUUAAUAUCUUACUUUGAACAUGUAUUUGGUGAGUAA
This is a messenger RNA of Didymodactylos carnosus, 294 nucleotides long. The record is from the annotation of a GenBank genome assembly. NCBI's taxonomy places the organism in Eukaryota, Metazoa, Rotifera, Eurotatoria, Philodinida, Philodinidae.